Puccinia graminis f. sp. tritici CRL 75-36-700-3 is the source of this 964-nucleotide messenger RNA. Its product is annotated as trehalose-phosphatase. Gene Ontology annotation, cellular component: alpha,alpha-trehalose-phosphate synthase complex (UDP-forming); cytosol. Lineage: Eukaryota; Fungi; Basidiomycota; Pucciniomycetes; Pucciniales; Pucciniaceae. The transcript has 4 exons. The record is from RefSeq and is a predicted model, not a curated record. The coding region runs from base 32 to 964 and encodes 310 amino acids. Gene Ontology annotation, molecular function: catalytic activity. Gene Ontology annotation, biological process: trehalose biosynthetic process.
CUCUUACCCACUCGCCCCGAUUCAUUUGAUCAUGGUUCAAAUUAAAUUAUUAGUAUCAGUGAUCUUGGUAGCUGCUUUAUCAGUCGUCAAUGGCUAUAAACUCAUGGGAGAAUUUGGAGGGUCAAAUUUGCAGAUAGCGAACGCUUUCGCGAACGAACUACCCCACCAAGUGCAAGAUCUCGUCAGGUACCAACCUGCUACUCAUAUAACCGUGCAGCAACACAGCGGCCGUUGGCUUAUUAUGCUCGACAGCAAUGGCUGUUUAAAAUCACUAUCGAGUCAACCUAAAGAGCAAUUGGAAAGUGUUCAUCGGCUACUAACAGCUCUUUGCGCCGAUACCCGCAAUGAUGUUUGGGUCACUUCGGGUACAAAUUUGGAAUAUGUUCUCAGACAUUGGAGGGGUAUUCCAAGGCUCAACUUCGCGGCGGAACAUGCAUCGAUCAUCGUUCCCCAUGACAAGGCCCCCUACAAUGACAGGGAAGUGCCAAAAGUGAAUGCACUACGAGAUGCUGUGCGAUCGAUUACCGAAAAUAAUUUCGAAACCACCGCUUUCCAAAUGGAUCAUACGGUUGUUCUUAUCCACCCGAAUCCGCGAGACAGUGGUGUCCGGACCAUGAUCAAGGAACUAGAACUUUUGGCCGAACGUUUCCCGGAUUACAUAUACCUAAGACAGCCGGGGUUGAACCAUAUCGAAUUUAAACACAAGAAGGCAGACAAAGGGAAGCUAGUCCAAAAAUUACUCGCAUCUGGCCGCUACAGUUAUGGACUUGCAAUCGGUGACAAGCUGAUUGAUGAAGGUAUGCUUGGAGUCAUGCGCGAGGCCAACUUUGGAUCAGUGAAAGUCAGCUCCAAUGGGGAGGAAAAAACAACCGCUCAAUACAGAUUAAGCGACUACAACGACGUUGAGCGAAUGCUUACCGAACUUGUAAACAUUAGGGCAGCCUCAUCUUCCAGGCGCAGAUAA